Molecule: messenger RNA, 2497 nt
Organism: Drosophila sulfurigaster albostrigata
Lineage: Eukaryota; Metazoa; Arthropoda; Insecta; Diptera; Drosophilidae
Exons: 2
Coding region: 111-2420 (769 amino acids)
Source: RefSeq, a predicted model, not a curated record
CUCUUCAUACACGCACACAUAUACACAACACGCAUACACUUACACAUACAAAAUCAAACAAACAUAGAAAUUUGUUAUAAAAUUUAAUUCUCGAAUAAAUUGCAACUGCAAUGGAUGAUGACAUUAAUUUAGAUUGCCUGGCGCCGCCAAGCACAAACACCUUUGCCAUACCGAAUGAGCCAGAUCUAUUGGUGGAAUAUGAGCUAUACAAGGCAUCGAUGGGCACCAGACUGCUCAACAGCGAGUGCAAUCGCGAAACCUUCUCCGAGGCAUUUAUUGAGCACGAACGCUUGGGCACCUUGGCUGAUCUGUGUGUUCGUGCUCUGGCCAAGCUUGGCACUCGUCAUAUUGCACCUCCUGUGAGGCAGGAUCCACUCAAGCUGCGCAUCCAUUACGACUCUCUGGAUGUGAAUCUGCCACUGAAGGAUUGUUACUUUGUGGAGGACUUGAGGUUUUGGCGUCGCGUCGUCUUGGCCAAGAGUGCGGACACGACGCUGGUGUUCAAGAAGAUCGACGACUACGAUUGGCGUGGCAUGGGCAUCAGCUUGAAGUAUGUGGAACUGGUCGAGGCCUGUCCAGCUGAGUAUUGGCCAGAGAAGCAAAUGGCUGAUUUGGCUGCCUUGGUGCGUCAACAUGUUCGUAGUCUGCACAUUAGACACCUGCAGUCGAUGACGGAGAACUCGUUCGCACACUAUGUGGAAAGUGACCCGGAACUGGAUGUGACCUCCGAUGAAUCGGAUGCGCUGCCCAUAUCCAGUGAUGAAUGCGACUCCAUUGACGAGGAGGCCGAGCAGGAAGACGACAGCGAGAGAUCGUCUACUGAUGUCAUGCCAUUGAAAAGGGCUUCGUCAGUGCGCAUUUCAAUAAAGAAGACUGUGAUUGAAAUCGAUAGAGGUGAGAGUGUGACAACCUUGUUGGAAGCCGAUAAAGCCCAACUGCGGAGACGAGAGGCAAGAGCAGCACGGAAUACAGCACGGCGACAGUUGCGAAAUUUGCAGCAAGAGAAGCAAAGAGAACACGAGAGGCGCAAACAAAAUCGCGCGUUGUUGAGAAAACUACCGGAACCUGCUCCGGCGUCUAAAAAGAAACGGAAGCAGAAGCUCAAGGGUGUAUUUGACAUGAUUGUGGCGCCGGAACCGGAUGAAGGUGACGAUGACAUCGCCGACAAGCGUAACAAACACAAGCUAUUGGAUCGCAUCCAUCGCUAUGAUUAUCCGUCCAAACAUUGUCAUCACAUCGAUCUACGUUUUGUCCGUUUCUUUGAUAUGCUUGACUCGCUGACACUCGAGUUCCUGGGCCCCGAAAUGGAGCGUGACUAUCACAAGCGACACAUGAACUUCUCCACCGACGACAUGGUGCAUCUGGCAAUGGGAUUGGUCACUUUGCAACAGCUAAAAACAUUUCGUUUGCGCAACAGCCGCAUGGAUGCCAUGAAGAUGCUGAUUGUGACACGAGCUCUGAGGCAGAUAAAUGCUCUGGAAGUGGUUGACUUUGGCUAUGAUCAGCUUGAGGAUGAUUCCAGUGUGGGCUUGGAAAUGCUGCUGGAUCGUCGAGUGAUGAUUAAACAACUGGAGUUGGAGUACAAUAAACUGGGCAAGAAAUCGGUGGACUCAAUCAGCUUCGCACUUAAAUGUCAUACCGAAAAUAACCCGAAUGGAACACCGUUGCAGUACUUGGGAUUAGCACACAAUCUCCUCGGAGAUACCUUCAUUAGCCAUCUAAUCUACAACUUGGCGGACACAAAUCACAUACAGGAACUGAACAUUAAUGGUGCCGGGGGAUCACCUCAUGCAAUUCUGCGAGAUGUCUGCCAUUUGCUGAGGGGGCAUGCACCACUGCGUCGCCUGUGGAUGGCAGGCAUUGACUUGCAGUACCAUGACACCAAUGAUCUCAUAUGCAGCCUGUUUACCAACAAAAAUGUGGUGGAGUUUGAUUGUCGAGGUUGCGGCCUCGAUGACGAUGAGGAAUACGAGGCGGAUGUCAUUGUGCGGCGCAAUAAAUAUCAAGGAGAGCACGCGUCUCUCCCGACUGCACUUGCAACGGAAAAUGGCUUUGAGAAUUAUCUGACUAAUCUGCGACAUCCGAUAGUAAAAAGAAUCGAGAAUGGUAUGGCUCAACGGGCAGAGUGCGUUCGAUUGCGUCCCUCGAGGUCAAGCAGUGUGUCCAGUGUGAAGGAGGAGGAGCAAGAAGAGCAUCAGGAGCAGGAAUACGACAUUUGGAAAGUGUUGGGUGUUAACCAACCACCAACCACCAACUACCAAGAAGUCGACCAAGAUUCCAUCUCCCUUGUAGCCAGUGACCAGUCAUUUGUCUAUAAUCCCAGUUUGUUCGAUUUGGAUCAAGUUCGUGAGCACAUGCACCUGCCAGGACCUGGAGAUCGUUACUAUUAUUUCCAAAAGCAAACGCGUCUUCAUCAUUGAAAAGAUGGUUUAUUUUGUGUGGUUCAAAGCAAAAAAAAAAUAAAACAUUCAGCAUCCAAGUAAAAUAACAAACAAAA